Messenger RNA from Chenopodium quinoa (quinoa), 1934 nucleotides. Its product is annotated as probable arabinosyltransferase ARAD1. The transcript has 3 exons. Gene Ontology annotation, molecular function: glycosyltransferase activity. Lineage: Eukaryota; Viridiplantae; Streptophyta; Magnoliopsida; Caryophyllales; Amaranthaceae. The coding region runs from base 306 to 1733 and encodes 475 amino acids. The record is from RefSeq and is a predicted model, not a curated record.
UAAAUAAAGAUAUAAAUAUUUUAAGAUGCGUACUUAUUCUGCUGAAGACCGUAAACAGUUAAAUCUACUGAAGACCGUAAACAGUUAAAUGGGAAAAAAAGAAAAAAAAGAAAUAGGACAGAGGGAGUAAUAACCCGAAAAUUAAAGCAAGCCCAUUAUUAUUUCAAGCCCAUUAUUAUAAUAUACGAGUAAUUGCUUCUUUAUCAUCCUCAAGCCUGAAAUUUCUUAACUUACCGAUUUCUACACUCACUCAACUCAGCAACGAAUCCAUGGCUACUUAAUCAUUCAAAUAGUAUUGUGCAAAAAUGGCGUUGAAGAACAACACUCCAUUAUCAUCUUCAUCUUUCCCAUGUUCAAUUCCCUCUCUUCUCCUCUCUUUCUCUCUCCUCUGUACCCUUUUCUUCAUCUUCUUCAAUCGACCCUCUUCCAUUUCCAAUGACCCCACUUCGAUCUCUCAAUUUUCCCAGAAAAAUUCCCUCAAUGUUUUCAUUUUUAACCUACCCAGAUCCCUAAAUUAUGGCCUAUUGGAGAGAUAUUGGGCUUUACCCCCUGAUUCUCGGAUCCCCAGUGACCCAGAUCACGAAACCGGCUCAAAUCGGAAACCCGGAAACCUUGAGUACCCAGAAAAUCCAUUGAUAAAACAGUAUAGUGCUGAGUAUUGGAUAUUGGGUGAUCUUAUGACCCCUCAGAAUUUGCGAAGUAGGUCUUUUGCAAAUAGGGUUUUUGAUGCAAAAGAGGCGGAUGUGAUUUUUGUGCCGUUUUUUGCAACUUUGAGUGCUGAAAUUCAGCUGAGUUUGGAUAGAAGUGUUUUCAGGAAGAAAUCUGGGAAUGAAGAUUAUCAGAGGCAAAGAGAAGUUCUUGAUCUUGUCAAAAAUUCCGAGGCUUGGAAAUUAUCUGGUGGCCGUGAUCAUGUUUUUGUUUUGACAGACCCUGUUGCAAUGUGGCAUGUUAGAGAUGAGAUUGCCCCAGCCAUGCUUCUUGUUGUAGACUUUGGUGGGUGGUAUAGACUUGACGCAAAGUCAUCCAAUGGCAACUCAACGGAAAGGAUUCAACAUACACAAGUUUCUUUGCUGAAGGAUGUGAUUGUUCCAUACACCCAUCUGCUCCCUGUAUUGCGCUUAUCAGAAGACCAACCACGGCGUACUCUUCUUUACUUUAAAGGAGCAAAACAUAGGCAUAGGGGAGGUGUAGUUCGAGAGAGAUUAUGGGACUUGCUAGUAAAUGAACCUGGGGUAGUUAUGGAGGAAGGUUUCCCCAAUGCCACUGGUAAAGAGCAAUCGAUUAAAGGGAUGAGAACCUCCGAGUUUUGUUUACAUCCUGCUGGAGAUACACCAACAUCAUGCCGCCUUUUUGACGCCAUUCAAAGUUUAUGUAUUCCUGUCAUUGUCAGUGACAGAAUUGAAUUGCCAUUUGAAGGGAUGAUUGAUUAUUCAGACUUUUCAGUUUUUGUGUCUGAAAAUGAUGCACUGCAAUCAAAAUGGCUUGUAUCUCAUCUUCAAAGCAUUUCUAAGAAGCAAAGAGAAAAAUUUCGCAGAAACAUGGCUCUAGUUCAGCCAAUGUUCGUGUAUGAUAAUGGCCAUCCUGGUGGUAUUGGUCCAAUUCUACCAAAUGGAGCAGUGAAUCAAAUUUGGAAAAAGGUUUAUCAAAAGCUGCCAAUGGUAAAGGAAGCUAUAGUUCGAGAUAGAAGAAAACCACCUGGUGUUUCGAUUCCACUUCGCUGCCAAUGUAUCUGAUGUUACAUGUAAACCCUUUUGUGGCUUUUUUCUUACAAUUCCCUCAUACAUAUUAUUUUGACUAAUGUAAUGAGAAUCAUUCGUUGUUGAUUUGCAAUCAAAGGAAUUUCUCCCAGAUCCUGUUAUUCCGUAGUCUUCUAAUGUUAUGAACAACUGUGAUUACUUUUGGUAUAGUUAUUAUUGACAUGUAAAAUUGCAUUG